Messenger RNA from Salvia miltiorrhiza (redroot sage), 3461 nucleotides. Its product is annotated as receptor-like protein 36. Gene Ontology annotation, molecular function: protein binding. Bases 1 to 2634 code for a protein of 877 amino acids. The transcript has 3 exons. NCBI's taxonomy places the organism in Eukaryota, Viridiplantae, Streptophyta, Magnoliopsida, Lamiales, Lamiaceae. The record is from RefSeq and is a predicted model, not a curated record.
AUGGCUCUCUCCGGCACCAUUCCACCGCAGCUCGGACACCUCUCCUUCCUCGUCUCCCUCGACCUCUCCUACAACCUUUUCUAUGGAGAUUUGCCACACCAACUGUCUCUCAUUCGCCGUUUGAAGUUCAUAUCUUUUGAACUCAACAACUUCACCGGAGAAAUCCCUCCGAUGUUGGGUCAGUUACCAAAAUUAGAGUACUUGUCUUUAAGCAACAACAGCUUCAUAGGUUCCAUCCCAAAAUCGCUCUCAAACCUCACAAACCUACAAUUUCUUGACUUAUCUUCCAAUUCUCUAAGUGGAGAAAUUCCAAAAGAGUUUGGGAGACUUCAAAGUCUACAAACUCUAUCUGUUCGAUUCAAUCAUCUAUCCGGUGCUAUACCAUCAGCCAUAUUCAACAUCUCGACCCUUGUAGUUAUAGCAUUGAGAGACAAUGAACUGAGUGGAAAUCUUCCAACAGACAUGUGCCGUAAUCUUCCAUUUCUUACUGAGCUUGGUCUUUCUUUCAAUCUGCUGAGUGGCGUGAUUCCCACAAAUCUAUCCCAGUGUUCACGGCUUGAGGCGUUGAGCCUCUCUUACAACUCUUUUAGUGGGGAGAUACCUUCAGAGAUUGGCUACUUAACAUCUCUUCAGUUUUUAGCUCUUGAUGGUAACAAUUUGAAUGGAAUACUACCACAUGAGAUUGGCCAUCUUCAAAGUCUGGUUACUUUUGGUGCUGAACAUAAUGAGAUUGUGGGCUCAAUUGAUUUCAAUAUUUUCACGAAUAUGUCUUCUGUGCAAAACAUAUAUCUAGGGCGCAACAAAUUCACGGGGAACCUUUCAAAGGAUGUUGGGAAUAUUACCAUGCUAACAAAUUUAUACCUCUCGGAAAACCAUUUUACAGGGCUUAUUCCCACUGAAUUUGGCCAACUUUACCAUUUGGAGACAUUCGUACUACACUUGAACAGCUUCACUGGUUCGAUUCCACAUGAGCUCUUUAACAUUUCAACUCUUCGGAUUCUUUCACUUGCAGGCAAUGCUCUGUUGGGGGUUCUUCCAACCCAUUUAUGCCAUGUCUCUCCCUUUCUUGAAGGAUUGUAUCUUGGCGUAAAUUCUAUCACCGGAGCAAUACCCAACUCCAUCUCUAACUGUUCUCGACUCACAAUUCUCUCACUUCCUGAAAACAAAUUCAAUGGUUAUAUACCUACUCAUCUCGGCAACCUAGGACUUCUUCAAAGUCUUUCUCUGGCCAGAAACAAUCUUACCCAGGCACCAUAUUCUUCCUUCAUUACUUCAUUGACAAAUUGCAGAUCUCUAACUAGUUUGUCAAUUGAUGAUAAUCCUCUAAAUGGUGUCAUUCCAGCUUCUGUCGGGAACUUAUCUUCCUCGCUUUCAACAAUCUAUGCCGAGAACUGCAAAUUCAAGGGCAGCAUUCCUGUUGAAAUUGGCAAUCUAAGCAAUAUGAUGGUACUGGAUUUAUCUGAGAAUGAGUUAUCUGGUAAUAUUCCACUAACUAUAAGCCAUUUGCAUGAACUUCAAGGAUUAAAUCUGUCUCAUAACAAGUUGGGAGGCUCAAUACCACAUGCUAUAUGUGAUCUAUUCAGCCUCAAUACUUUAGUUAUGAGCAAGAAUCAAUUUUCAGGCCCAAUUCCUAAAUGUCUGGGAAAUGUCUCUUCUUUAAGAAAUCUUCAUCUAGGCUCCAACAUUUUGAAUUCUAGCAUACCAUCAAGCUUAUGGGGCCUAAAAGAUUUGAUCAUUCUAGACUUAUCCUCAAAUUCAUUAAAUGGGUCACUACCUCUAGAGAUGAGUAACUUAGGAGCAGCUAUCUAUAUAAAUGUAGCAAUGAAUCAGUUGUCAGGGUCAAUUCCGAGGAAUAUCGGAAAGUUGCAGAAUUUGGUUUACCUGUCUUUGGCAUAUAAUAGACUAGAAGGUUCUAUUGCUGUGUCUAUGGGAAGCAUGAUCAGUUUGGUAAAUCUCGACUUGUCGUACAACAACCUCUCUGGUUCAAUUCCAAAUUUACCACAUUUAUAUUCAUUAAAACUCUCUUCCGACAAAUUAAAUGGUGAGCUUCCAUUCUCCAUCUGCAACUCGACAUCCCUUGGUAUUCUUCUACUCUCAAAUAACAGUUUGGAAGGGUCAAUUCUGCAAUGCUUUCGAAACUUGAGCAAAUCUUUGGUCAUAUUUCAUUUAAAUUCAAAUCACUUUAGUGGCCCCAUUCCAUCAAUAUUUAUGAGAGGGUGUAUUCUUGAGUCCAUCAAUUUGAGUGGUAAUAAAUUGCAAGGAAAUUUGCCUAAAUCCUUAAUCAAUUGCAAAAGUCUUAAGGGCCUUGAUGUUGGAAAUAAUAGAAUACAAGACAAAUUUCCAUUUUGGAUGGAAGCUCUUCCUCAGCUUCGAGUGCUCGUCUUGAAGUCUAACAAGUUUGAUGGUAACAUGUCGCUGCCUUCAGGAAGCAACCUUCCAUUUCCUAAGUUGCAAGUUUUAGAUAUAUCAGAGAACGAAUUUGUGGGGUCUCUACCUCAAAAAUAUUUCAAGAAUUUCAGAGCAAUGAUAGAUGUGAAAGAAAAUCAAACAAAUCCAACACCAAGUGAUGAUGAUGAUCGCGCACUUCUAUAUUAUUUGGAGAUGGGAAAAACAAAUCUAACACCAAGUGGUUGAUCGCACCUUUCUAUAUUAUUUGGAGAUGAGAAUCACCUUGAAAGGUGUGAAUCAAUUAUUGAAGAGACUGUUGAAAACCUUUACAACCAUUGACUUUUCCUCCAAUAAAUUCUCUGGGAGUAUUCCAGUAAUCUGAAUUCUCUGAGAUACUUGAAUUUGUCCCAUAAUAAUCUCAUGGGACACAUACCUGCAUCUCUUGGAAAUAUAAGUGUGCUUGAAUCAUUGGACUUGUCAUCGAACAAAUUGGAUGGAGGAAUUCCAAGUGAAUUGACGAGGUUGACAUUUCUCGAGAAAUUAAACCUUUCAAUGAAUGAUCUCGUGGGGCAAAUACCACAAUCUAAUCAGUUUUCCACAUUUGAGAAUGAUUCAUUCAUCGGAAACUUGAGAUUGUGUGGAGUUCCGUUGACGAGAAAAUGCAAUGAGGAGAAUGGGCAACAGAUGCAGCCAGAAGAAGAAGAAGAUGAUCGAGUAUGGAUUUAUAGAUGGAUUUGGUUGGAGAAGUGUGGUGAUGGGAUAUGGAAAUGGACUCAUAGUUGGAAUUGGAAUUGGUUGUUGCAUUAUUCGAUUUGGAAGGCCAAGAUGGUUGGUGGAAUUCUUUUUUGGCGUUGGAUAUACAUACAAGAAGAACAAGAAGAAGAAGAAGAAGAAGACAAGGAAGAGAGCUACUCCAACACAGAGGAGAAGUUGAUUCAAGACAAACAUUAUCAACUUUUCUUUUGUGGACUUCAGAUUGUUUUUUUAUACUCGUGAGUUUUUGAUUUAGAGUUUAUAAAAUGUUUAUGUUAAAUCUUUGUAUUUACGAAAAUACACUCAUCUAAAAUUCAACA